Molecule: messenger RNA, 1179 nt
Organism: Closterium sp. Yama58-4
Lineage: Eukaryota; Viridiplantae; Streptophyta; Zygnematophyceae; Desmidiales; Closteriaceae
Source: the annotation of a GenBank genome assembly
AUGGAGCGGAAGUAUAGGGUCAUUAAGGAGCGUGUGAGGGAGCGCAAGCCGGGCGACACGACGGGGGAGAACGGAGAAGCAGCAAAUGCGCAUCUGGUGCUGAAGCCCAAGUGGUUCAAGUGGAUCGACCGUUACUUCAGCGAGUCGCUCGGCUGUUUACCCUGCGCCGAGAGCCUUUUCCCCGACAGCCCUAGCCCCCCUUCCUCUCCUCGCGACAGCCCUUCGCGAAGCGACGCUCUUGGUGAAGGGCUCGCCCGUGCGACUGGCAGACAGUCGAUCGCAGACGGUACGGGCUGGAAAACGACAAAAGGGGCGGGCGGGAGCGACUCCAUGCUGCUGCCGCCCAGCGCGUCGGUGAACAGCCAACCGAAUGGGACGGGUGCAGGCGGUGCGAGUGGGGCGGGCGGUGAGAAUGCGACGAGAGGCGAGGCUGCGAACGGCGCUGCGAACAGCUCUGCGACUGGGAUGGUCGGGAUCGUCAAUCCCGGCGCCAUAAACGCCGCAAUUAACGGCGCCAUGCCGCCUCCCCCGCACAUCCUCACAUCCCCGCCGGGCUUCUUACCGCCUCCGCCCCCCGGUUUCUUCCCCCCCGGCACUUUCUUUGCGCCAGGCGUCUUCCCCCACAGCUUUUCCGCCACCUCCUCCAGCUUCCGCCCGCCUGCCCCCCCCGGGGGCCCGUCUCCGGGAGGCGUUUCCGCCGGCCUUCUUUCCCCCCAGGGCGCAGGGCCUCCGGGGAAUCCGGGUGCGGGCGGCGGCAGUGGCGGCGGCGGCGGAGCGGGCGGGGGAAGCGGGGGCGGCGGAGCAGCGGGCGCGGGUGUCCCGCAAGGGGGGUUCUGGGGGCAGCUGGUGAGUCCGGGAGGGGAUGGCAGCAUGGCGCAGGACGGUUUCCCCACCCCAGGGAGCAUACCAGGGGGGGUGCCUUUCCCAGGCAGCGCAUUCUGUGGGCAGGCCAGCACAAACGGUGGGAGCCUGGCAGGUGUGUCGACUGGUGGUGGUGGUGGGGGGGGCGGGAGUAGCAGCACAUUGGAGCAGAAGUUGGACGAGGUGAUUCGGGUGGUGAGGGAGAGCAACGAGGAGUGGCAGAAGCGGUUUGUGGAGGAGCAGGAGAAGAACCGCCAGCUCUUCCGCGAGCUCUUCAUGACCUUCAUGGGGCCGCGCAUGAACGCCCCCGCCACUUGA